AUGAAUAAAUGUCUGUAUGGGUUCAGUUGUGUUAUAUAUUUUAACCUAGUAUUUAAUUGUCGACAUACAUCUUUUCAUAGCAAGUUAUAUACAUAUUUAUUGAAAAAUGUUUCGACCUGUUUCCUGUGGUUUGAAACUGCAUGCAGCUGAAUUAGCAUGAAGCCGUUAGCUUCCAGUGGCUAAGUUACUCUCAUUAUCUCACACAGACAUAGGAUUCUUGUCAAUGAGAAGAUGAGUGAACUGAAGGACUGCCCCCCUCUGAAGUACUAUGAUUUCAAACCUGUGGACCAUGUGAAAGUAUGUCCACGCUACACAGCAGUGCUCAGCCGCUCAGAAGAUGACGGCAUUGGCAUUGAAGAGCUGGACACGCUUCAGCUGGAACUGGAAACACUGCUCUCCUCUGCGAGUCGACGUCUCAGAGCGCUGGAAGAACAGAGACAGAUACUUACAGACUGGCAGGACAAAAAAGGGGACAAAAGGUUUCUGAAAUUAGGGAAGGAUCCAGAUCUUGCAGCCUCUUCUCGUCAUUCCAAGCCCAAAAAACAGAAGCUUGAUGGAAAGGGAAGUCAUGGUCCGGGACCUGGGCCAGGUAGACCGAAGUCUAAGAACAUACAGACCAAGGUCCAGGAGUUUGAAUUCGACGUCGACCCCCAAGAUAUACCCCGCACCCCUAAAAAUGAUGCUCCCAACAGAUUCUGGGCUUCGGUGGAGCCUUACUGUGCAGACAUUACAAAUGAAGAGAUCCGAGUUCUGGAAGAGCUGCUCAAACCUCCUGAAGAUGAAGCUGAAUACUACAAGAUUCCAGCUCUCGGAAAGCACUAUUCCCAACGCUGGGCUCAAGAGGACCUGUUAGAGGAGCAAAGAGAGGGGGCAAGAGCCAAUGACAAGAAAAAAAACAUGGUUGGUCCUCUCUCUGAACUGGAUGCUAAAGAUGUAGACGCCCUACUGAAGAAAUCAGAGUCUCAGCAUGAACCUCCUGAGGACGGCUGUCCAUUUGGCCCUCUUACUCAGCGGCUGCUGCAAGCACUUGUUGAGGAAAACAUCAUAUCCCCUAUGGAGGAUUCCCCCAUUCCAGACAUUCCAGGGAAGGAGGAUGGGGCUGGGACAUCACCUCGUAGCCAGGGUAAAGCCUUCAGUGUGCCUCACACACGCUCUCUGGAGGCUCGUAUAAGAGAGGAGCUGGUGUCUCAGGGGCUGCUGGACUCUGAUGAGAGGCAAGGUGUCGGAGGAGAGUCUGAAGACGAGGUGCUGGCUGAGUUGCAGAAAAGACAAGCUGAACUCAAAGCUCUGACUGCCCACAACCGCUCGCGCAAACAGGAGCUGCUCAAGUUGGCACGGGAAGAGAUGCGGAAACAGGAGCUUCGACAGCGGGUUCGAGUGGCUGACAACGAGGUUAUGGAGGCCUUCCGUCGCAUCAUGGCAGCCAGGCAAAAGAAACGCACGCCAACUAAAAAAGAGAAAGAUCAGGCCUGGAAAGCUUUGAAAGAGAGAGAAAGCAUUCUCAAACUCUUAGAUGGAUAAAUAUGACCGGCAGCUAUAAUGUGUUUUUUUUUUUUUUUUAUGUUUAUCUAUGGACACUUCAUAAAGACAGCUUCAACAUCCAGAGAACCUGAAGAACAUGUAAACAAACAUUUAAUAUAAUGUUCAUACGUUUGGUUACGUUGUCCAAAGUAAUGCAUGACAUGACUAGUUGUGAUAAAUGUUAGACACUAUGGGAUUCAUGUGCCACUGAAUUGACAUUGUUGAUGCCAGAUGUAUGGCACUUUGAGUUUACUCUUUCUUUUUUUUUUUUUGGCAUUUCUGUACAGCUCCCAAAUGCAACUGAUAAACACAAUGGUUUGAAAUGGUUAAAGGAAUAAUUGACCCUAAAAUGAAACUUUGUCGUUCUGAUCCAGUAUCACUGACUUUAUUCUGUUGAGCAUAAAAGAAGAUAUUUUGAAGAAUGUUGGUCACUGAAUAGUUUU
Messenger RNA from Carassius gibelio (silver crucian carp), 1964 nucleotides. RefSeq names its product transcriptional adapter 3. The record is from RefSeq and is a predicted model, not a curated record. The transcript is spliced from 9 exons. Gene Ontology annotation, cellular component: SAGA complex. Gene Ontology annotation, molecular function: transcription coactivator activity. Bases 232 to 1521 code for a protein of 429 amino acids. NCBI's taxonomy places the organism in Eukaryota, Metazoa, Chordata, Actinopteri, Cypriniformes, Cyprinidae. Gene Ontology annotation, biological process: regulation of transcription by RNA polymerase II.